UGUGAGCCGGUUCUGCAGAGAGAGAGAGAGACCCAGAACGUCAGACCUGGAGGGGGAGGAGGUCCAACUGAACGCCAGCGCGCCGGUUCAACACAAGAGAACCAACGGAGACGAGAGAUUCAGGAGGAACACCAGCGACCCGUCAGCUGGAAGAGAUGGAUUCACCCUGUGUGUCAAUCAGUCGGAGGACGCGGGGGUCAAAGCCCAAGCGACAGGUCAAAGGUCAGCUGGCGGAGGCAGGGCUCAGCGUGGGGGGGUUCCUGUGCGGGCUCCUCCUGGCGUCGCUCUACGGCUGCGCCGCCCUCCUCCUCCAGGGGGGGGCGCUGUGGUUCUGUGUCUACAGCACCGCCGCCAUAGCGCUGUUAGCCUCCUUCUCCAUGGGGCUGUCUGCUAGCACCCGGGCUAACGUGAUGCUAAUGCUACCCACACUGCUCUCAGUCAGGGGCAGGAUGGUGCUGGUUUCCUUCGUCCUGCUGCUGCUGCUCAGCGGGCCGCUGGCCAACAUCCUGCUCAACUUCGAGCGGGCGGCCGACAGCCUGGUGUGUGGGGCGGAGCUAGCCCAGAACCACACCCAGGAAGUGAUGAAGCGCUCGGCCGCGCCCCUAAUGCCGGUCCUUCAGAGCAUCAGAGAGCUGACGAGUAACGCUCGCUCCGUCUCGGGACGAGUUCACCACUUCAUCACGGCGCUCACUGACAACACGCGACACAUCGCUCGGACCCUGAGGAACGUGCUCCACUUCCUGGUGGACAUCGGUGACGUGUGCAACGACCGGAUGGGCCGGCCGUACAGGAAGUGCAUCGCGCUGUUCGACACCGCGCGCGUCGACUGCUCCCGCCUCCUGGGCGUCUUCAACUUCCUGUGUGACAUCGUGGAAGGGUUCCGCCCACUCUGCGGGCUGGCGCGCGCCGGUCAGAUGUUCUGCGUCAUCCCCGCCUACGUCGGCGAGCAACUGAAGAAACGCCUCGCUGCCCCGGCAGUGGGGGCGUUCGCGCGGCUGAAGGCGGAGUUUGAGUUCAGCGUGAGUGCGGACGUGACCUUUGACCUGGAGGUGAACGGCAGCCAAUCGGUGCAGCGGGCCGCCCAGGACCUGCUGAGGGGCGUGGCCCUGGAGGUGGGCCGGCUCCGGGGGUGGGGCCAGCUGCUCACCUACCUGGGGGUCCUGGUGCUGGCCCUGGCCUACCUCAAGGCAGCGAGGUACCGACAGCAGUAUCUUCAUCAGGAUGAAUUUGACAACGCCUUCAUCACGGAGCAGUUUGAGGAGGAGGACGAGCGGAGGGCGAGCGAGGGCGGGGCCUCUGUGCUCCCCCUCCAGCGGAGGGAGGCGGGGCUCUACACCUCCUCAGGUCAGAGCGGCUCCCUGGACCUGGCGGGCCAGCUCCGGGGUCUGCCCCACAGGGCCACCGAGGUCCUGGUGGACCUGCAGGAGCUCACCAUGGUCCUGCUGCAGUUCCUCAUCAACUCCAGCCCCCUGUACGCCAUGCUGCAGCAGCCUAGCGACCAGGACGUGGAGGACUUCCUGAACCAGGAGCGCUUCACCACCCAGAUCGCCCCGCGCCGCGACUCCACCAGCAGCCUGUUCCUCAAGGCCAUGGACGGCCGGCCACGCCGCCGCAAGAGCCUGUACUCCCGGGCGCGGCUGGGCUCCGGCAGCGCCGCCAACCCCCAGGGGGCCGCCGCGGCCACGCCCGGCAUGCCCAACGGUGGGGGCCCGGAGCCCGGGAAGUGCCCCCCCGUCACCCCUCAGCGCAGGCCCUCUGCCACCGAGCUGCUGCUCAGCCCCAUCCUACAGUUCGUGUCCCAGGGCCAGAAGGCCUUCGACUACCUGAGCCCCACCGGCCCGGCGGACCAGGGCGGGGCCGGGGCCCUGGUCCCCGAGGCCGAGGGGGCCGGGGUGGCGGAGGAGAAGGAGGUGGAGGAGCUGAAGGAGGAGGCUGAGGAGGAGUGCCCUCCGGUUACCGCCCAGCGGAGACCGUCCGCCAUCGAGGUGCUGCUCAGCCCCAUCCUACAGUACCUGAGCCCCGCCCUGCCCGCAGAGCAGGACAAGGAGGAGGAGGAGGAGGAGGAGGAGCAGCUGGAGGAGGAGGAGGAGGAGGAGGAGGGGGCCAGGCUGGCCGAGGAGGAGGAGGUGGAGGAGGACCUGAAGGAGGAGGUGGAGGAGGAGGAUGAGGAGGCUGAGGAGGAUCGCCCUCCCGUUACUGCCCAGCGGAGGCCGUCCGCCAUCGAUGUGCUGCUCAGCCCCCUCCUACAGUACCUGAGCCCCGCCCUGCCCGCGGAGCAGGACAAGGAGGAGGAGGAGGAGGAGGAGGACGAAGACUGAGGAGGCCGGAGACUGAGGGGCCCACUGCGGUGGGGCCCCCCACCUCCACAGCAGGAUGUGCAAGUGCUGGGAGGGGAGGAAGAGGAUAAGGAAGAGGAGGAGGGAGAGGAGGUGGUGCCUUUGUCAACAGGCAUAUGGGUCGAUUAGCUUAGAGCCUCAACCAGUCGUUGGGGCUCAGUGUCGUGUUGUCCGUGGUGACGGGGUAGGAACACAACACUGUGAGCCUCAACACGCAUCCAGAGCUCCACCUUUGAACCACCUUAAACUCCUGAAUACAACUAUUUACUAUAGGGAUGUUUUCAGUAAAUACAGAUAUGAUACUUUCAGUUCAUCAGGUCAUGUGAUGUUUCUAGCAGAAGCAGCCAGAGGAUGUGUUAGUGAGGGGAUAAGAAUGGAGGCUUAUUGACGGCAGUAGCUCACUGAUGUCAACUGUGGCUUGUUUCAGAGUGUAUGUAUUUAAAAAUAAAAUUGCAAUAUUAACCGUU
This is a messenger RNA of Gadus macrocephalus (Pacific cod), 2803 nucleotides long. RefSeq names its product DC-STAMP domain-containing protein 2-like. NCBI's taxonomy places the organism in Eukaryota, Metazoa, Chordata, Actinopteri, Gadiformes, Gadidae. Gene Ontology annotation, cellular component: membrane. The transcript is spliced from 10 exons. Bases 156 to 2318 code for a protein of 720 amino acids. The record is from RefSeq and is a predicted model, not a curated record.